Gadus chalcogrammus (walleye pollock) is the source of this 1576-nucleotide messenger RNA. Its product is annotated as solute carrier family 66 member 2. Gene Ontology annotation, cellular component: trans-Golgi network; endosome. The record is from RefSeq and is a predicted model, not a curated record. The transcript has 5 exons. Gene Ontology annotation, biological process: phospholipid translocation; retrograde transport, endosome to Golgi. Lineage: Eukaryota; Metazoa; Chordata; Actinopteri; Gadiformes; Gadidae. The coding region runs from base 716 to 1531 and encodes 271 amino acids.
GGAGUGGCCUGUGUCACGUGCCCGGAAAGGAGCAGCACUCCUGUGUUCGGUUUGGAUUGUUGUUUCCCUAUUUACCAAUUUCCUCUGAAAGCAGAGUUACUAAAGUCCCAAUUAUGCCCUUAUAUCCACAACAUGCUAUGUGAAUUUUUGUCGUUCCAUUUGAAUGGUCUUAGAUAUAUUAGGGGGGCGAAUGUAUUUGGUUUCUAACAUACAAUCGGACUGGUUAGCUUAAUCGGAACAGUUAUAUCAGAAAUCCGGACGCUUUUAAUUGUGCCUGCAACAAUUUCCAAAUAUUGCUGCAGACAGGAUACACGUUGUGAAUGCAUUCCAUAGUCACCCCUUAGAUUUUUGUUGUCAUCUGUUGUGGGGCUGGCCCGGGUCGUCAUUUCCGAUUCACAAGGGCUCCUCCUGACUCGUGAUGGCGUGGCAUUCAGCUUGAGGAAAGAGCUUACACUUUAAUGAAUGUGUAUUUGAUGCUUCCAGACAAUGCUUUUAGUAUAUAUAUGUCAGCCUCAUUCCGUGACAUUACUAUUCCUCACUUUGGCCGCCAUUGUAAAUUGAGGGCAUUAAUUUAGAUAGAAAACAAACACAGCAAGUGAAGAGCAAACUCCUGCAGGAACAAGUGGUCUACUGCACUGACCAAAGUCUUGGCAACUUUGGUUCUCUGCGCAUCGGUGUGGACACAACCUGCUCACAACUGGAUGCCUACUGAACUAUGGAAGAUGAAGUGUUUGAGCAGCUUCUGCAGGUCUUUAACCAACUUGUGCUAUGGAUCGCUGCCGGUGCGAUGAUCUUCGGCGGGGUGGUCCCUUACAUCCCUCAGUACAGAGACAUACGGCGGACGCAAAAUGCAGAGGGCUUCUCCACGUAUGUGUGUCUUGUCCUUCUUGUGGCAAAUAUUCUGCGCAUACUAUUCAGAUUCGGGCGCUACUUCGAGACGCCGCUGCUGUGGCAGAGCAUCAUCAUGAUCGUCACCAUGCUCACCAUGCUCAACCUGUGCACCAGCGUGCGUAUGGCCGGCGAGCUCAGCACCAAGCGCCGCUCGUUCCUAGCAACAGACAGUAAGGACGAGGAGAUCAAAGUCCCUAAGAGGCUCUUUCUGGACUUUGAGUGGGGCUACUUCUGGUCGUGGAGCCGCUUCGUGGACUACCUCCAGUGUGUGGUGGGCUUCACGCUGCUGGCGGCCUACGUCACCUACCUGCUGCUGGACUCCCCCGUCUACGUGGAGAGCCUUGGCUUCCUGGCCGUCUUCACCGAGGCCAUGCUGGGGAUGCCCCAACUCUACUGCAACCACCAGAACAAGUCCACCGAGGGCAUGAGCAUCAAGAUGGUGGCGAUGUGGACGAGCGGCGACACCUUCAAGACGGGCUACUUCCUGCUGACGCAGGCGCCGGUGCAGUUCUGGACGUGCGGGCUGCUGCAGGUGGGCGUGGACGUGGCCAUCCUGGCCCAGGUGUACUACUACGGCCGCUACCCCCAGAAGCCCGCCUCCCACGCCGUCUCCCACACCAGCAGCGCCAAGGCCCUCUGAAGACCCCCCCGGCCAGGGGGCCCUCAGACGGGGGAUGGGAGUGGA